AUGGCCACCGCCGUAACACAAACCACAACCAUGUCCGUGUCCCAAGACACAGAUUCCAACCAAAACGCAAACCCCGCGCCAACCAUGCUGAAACUCGGCUCCCCGCUGGAUAAUAAUGGGCGUCACCAGCCCGACAACGAUCCUGAUUCGUCGCAGACCCCCGCCGCCGUGUUUGAUAUUUCGCCCGAGGCUGCAUUACACUUGCUUUGUUUGAAUAUUGAGCGGCUAGGCGCUUACUUUGCUCAGAGACCUGUCGGAACCGAUGAGCUGCAUGCGCACAGCUCCACGCCUCUGGGUUAUGAUACCCCUGCCGAGGAUGAAUUGGAAGUGAAAACUGUCGGGUUGCAUGUUAAGGACUCGGAUGAUCCUGUCGACCCUGUGAGGGCGACGGAAGAGGCGAUUCAGAUGGCUAUCUUGGCGAAGAAGUUUUUGUCGAAGAAGGUGCCGCCGAUUCCGUUGAAGGAGUAUCUGCUUCGUUUGCAUAGGUACUGUCCUAUGUCUACGGCGGUCUAUCUCGCCGCUAGCGUGUAUAUAUCUAAGAUGACGCUGGUCGAGAAUGUGUUAAGAGUUUUGCCGAAGAAUAUGCACAGGCUUGUGCUUGCUGGUGUUUGGGUUGCUUCGAAGGCUCUAGAGGACUUGAGCUAUCCGCAUAGCCGGGUUGCGAAGGUUGGUGGAGUCAGUGAGCAGGAAUUGUCCAAACUCGAGAUCAGCUUUUGUUUCCUGGCCGACUUUGAGCUGCGUGUUGAUGCGAAGAUGUUGAUGAAAGAAGCCUUACGCCCUCAGACUACUCUGGAAUAA
Messenger RNA from Penicillium samsonianum, 798 nucleotides. RefSeq names its product putative cyclin-dependent protein kinase complex component. Gene Ontology annotation, molecular function: cyclin-dependent protein serine/threonine kinase regulator activity; protein kinase binding. The record is from RefSeq and is a predicted model, not a curated record. Gene Ontology annotation, cellular component: cyclin-dependent protein kinase holoenzyme complex; nucleus. The transcript has a single exon. Lineage: Eukaryota; Fungi; Ascomycota; Eurotiomycetes; Eurotiales; Aspergillaceae. The coding region runs from base 1 to 798 and encodes 265 amino acids. Gene Ontology annotation, biological process: regulation of cyclin-dependent protein serine/threonine kinase activity.